GCUGAUUUCUAUAAAUAAAGUUUUAUUGGAACACAUGUGUUCUCUAUGGCUGUUUUUGUGCUACAAUCACAGAGUUAAGUAGUUGCUAUAGAGGCCAUAUGGCCCACAGAUCUUAAGGUAUUUAGUGUCUGACUGUUUACAGGAAAAGUUUGCCAACCUCUAGUAUAUAAAGUACUUAGUUGAGUGCUGUGCUGGUGGCAGGGUUUGGAGUCCUGAAAAAGUGGACACAGGUCUGUACUAGGAGAGUUUCUGUUGUAGUUGGAGAGAGAGAGGCAAAAUCACCUCAACAGAUAAGUAUAAAAAUCACAACCUGAUAAGGGCAGUGGGGGAAAAGUAGAGGCUGUUAGAGGUAUUUUGAGGGAUUAUAGAGGAGAUGUGAUCCUUUUCUUAGUCAGAGGAGCCGGUAGGAAUGGUCAGGGGCUGUGGUCUGAAAGGUAGCUCGGGGCCCAGUAAGUUGCUUGUUGAGAUAAAUUCCGUGUCAGGGUUUUUCGCUUGGCCUCCCUGCUGGUCCACAAAAGUGGAAUUACCACAAAAGUGGAAUACCCUGCUCGGUGCUCUGCCUCCACCCUCCCCCUCGCCUUAACCCCGGUCUCUCUUCUGUUGCGGGAGGGCGCCUCCUGAGACCUUAAACCCUGGCGCUGGUGUCAUGGAAUCAGUCACCGUGGAGGAUGUGGCGGUGGGCCUCAGCCAGGAGUGGGCGUUGCUGGACGGUGCGCGGCGGCACCUGUGCGGACACCUGACCCUGGACAGCUGCCAGGCCCUGGCCUCCUGGGGGCCUGCGCCGUGCAGACCCAGUCUGCGCUCCCGGCUGGGGCCAGGAGAGCUGAGGGCCGCAGCACGAGGCAUUCUCCGCGCCGCGGGUGUGGACUGUGAAUCUCAGCUUAAACCCAAAGCAUCUACUCCUGAGCGGGUUAUUUUGGAGGAAAAUUCACCACGUGACAUGCACAUGGGGCCAGGGCUGGACCCGAGGAUGCAGAUCAGGCCUGAGAUGGGAGAGAGGGGGACACCUUCGGUUCCAGAGGACCGGCCAGCUCUCUGGGAGUCGCCUUGGUCUUCUGGAUACACAGGGCUGAAGGCGGCUGUGCGGAUUCAGAGGGUGGUCAUGCCUGUACCUGCGCUGGGCCUCCCCGGCCUGUGGGUGGCCGGUGGUUCUGCUCUCCCUGCUCAGGGCCCCACGUGGUUCCGGGAGGAGCGCGCAGAGGAAGAAGCCACAGCUCCUGGGGUGCUGACCCCCUGUCCACGGGAACCGGUCACCUUCGCGGAUGUGGCAGUGCUCUUCACCCCAGAAGAAUGGCUGUUUCUAGACUCUGCUCAGAGAAGCCUCUACCGAGACGUGAUGCUGGAGAACUGCAGGAACCUGGCCUCCGUGGGAGAUCAGCUGUGCACGCCCAGUGCCUUUUCCCAUUUGGAGCAAAGAGAAGAGCUGUGGACCACCGAGAGGGGACUCUUCCCAGGAGCCCGCCCAGGCUCUCAACUUCAAGAUUCAGUUCCUAACCAAGAUAUUUUUGUGGCGAUUCCAUCCAUCGGUGUGAAAAGGGAGCAACCUCAGACUGGAGAAAAGCUCUAUAAAUAUCAUGAACUUGGGAAACCCUUUAACAUCAAACCACUUUUUCAGUGCCAGAGAAUUCAUGCUGGCGGGGACCCCUAUGAAUGCCCAGAGAAUGGAAAGUCCUUCCUCCAGACCGCUCACCUGCUCAUACCUGAGAGGAUCCGUAGUGGGGACAAGACCUACGCGUGUGACAGGUGUGAGCGAUCCUUCAGAUACAGCUCUGACCUUCUGCGGCACGAGAAGACUCACACCACGGAGAAGUGCUUCGAGUGCCAGGAAUGCGGGCAAGCCUUCAAGUAUUCCUCGAACCUGCGGCGGCACAUGAGAGUGCACACGGGAGAGAAGCCCUUCGAGUGCAGUCAGUGUGGGAAGACCUUCACCAGGAACUUUAACCUGAUUUUGCACCAGAGGAACCACACGGGCGAGAAGCCCUAUGCUUGUCGGGACUGUGGGAAGGCUUUUAACCAGCCGUCCUCCCUGCGGAGCCACGUGAGAACGCACACUGGAGAGAAGCCCUUUGUGUGCAGUCAGUGCGGGAAGGCCUUCAGGGAACACUCGUCGCUGAAGACGCACCUGCGCACUCACAGCAGGGAGAAGCCCUACGUGUGCAGCCAGUGUGGGAAGCCCUUCCGGACGAGCACCCACCUGAACGUCCACAAGAGGACCCACACGGGGGAGAAGCUGUACGAGUGUGCCACGUGCGGGCAGGUCCUGAGUCGGCUCUCAACCCUCAAGAGUCACAUGCGAACGCACACCGGAGAGAAGCCGUACGUGUGCCAGGACUGCGGGCGAGCCUUCAGUGAGCCCUCGUCGCUCAGGAAGCACGCGAGGACCCACACGGGCAAGAAGCCCUACGCAUGCCAGGAGUGCGGGCGCGCCUUCGGCCAGUCUUCACACCUCAUUGUGCACGUGAGGACGCACUCUGCGGGGAAGCCCUUCGCGUGUGAUCAGUGUGAGAAAGCCUUCAGACACAGCUCUUCACUCACUGUGCACAAAAGAGUCCACGCUGGGAGAGGAGACGUGAGGCACGGCGGCCUGCCUGUAUCGGCGUCUCCUCCGUGUGGCGGGCCCCUUGCUAGUUAACUUCCAGUGUGUGAAAACAUAAACAUUUGGCUAUCAUCGUCUCUCAUAGUGCUCGUUUAGCAACAUCACACGUUUUGAUGUCUAAUGUUUCCAUUUUGGUUUAAUUCUAAAUACUGUCUUAGAAUUAUCAUUUAUUCUUUGACCCAUGAAUUAUUUGUAAUUAAAUUUUAAAAUAAUA
Molecule: messenger RNA, 2810 nt
Organism: Diceros bicornis minor
Lineage: Eukaryota; Metazoa; Chordata; Mammalia; Perissodactyla; Rhinocerotidae
Gene: ZNF333
Product: zinc finger protein 333
Exons: 11
Coding region: 647-2632 (661 amino acids)
Biological process (GO): regulation of transcription by RNA polymerase II
Molecular function (GO): DNA-binding transcription factor activity; RNA polymerase II cis-regulatory region sequence-specific DNA binding
Source: RefSeq, a predicted model, not a curated record